This is a messenger RNA of Rhizophagus irregularis DAOM 181602=DAOM 197198, 561 nucleotides long. The record is from RefSeq and is a predicted model, not a curated record. Lineage: Eukaryota; Fungi; Glomeromycota; Glomeromycetes; Glomerales; Glomeraceae.
AUGUCCAGUUUAACAGGUUCCUUUAAGGCCAUCAUUCAGCUCUUCGGGAAAUAUGUCAUUUUGGGACAUACCCACUGCUUUUUUUACUCUUUAGUCCAGCGAUACCAUGUGGCAAUUUCUCCGACAAAAAUUCCGAUGAAAUCACUGCACAUGACACUAGAAUCGCCAAUGAAAUCGAAGGCACAUGAUGAUGACAUCACAAAAGAGGCGCAGAAAAUCUUAUCGAUGGUUAAUAACCUUAACUACGACUCUACGAGACCUAAUGUCGAAGUUCUCCAGAAUGAAAUGAUUCGUCAAUAUGCAGUUGCCCGAAGAAUUCAGCCAAUCGAAACUGAUCAAAUGAGCACGGUUGGCCAAUCAGAAACAUCGAGCCAAUCACGGUCCAAGGGACAAGUUCGUCUGGAAGUUCUGGCUCGGGUCCAAUAACAUUCAGAGGAAUAAGCUUAACUAUCUGGACCCGAUUCAGCAACUUUUCGAUCAAAUAAAGGAAGAAAAAGAUUUAAUUUGGAAGAGAUGUGCCUUCAUGUCGCAAUGGAAAUCCGUGAACUUGGAGGGAAAAUC